Molecule: messenger RNA, 6172 nt
Organism: Cryptomeria japonica (Japanese cedar)
Lineage: Eukaryota; Viridiplantae; Streptophyta; Pinopsida; Cupressales; Cupressaceae
Product: brefeldin A-inhibited guanine nucleotide-exchange protein 5
Exons: 35
Coding region: 341-5917 (1858 amino acids)
Biological process (GO): regulation of ARF protein signal transduction
Cellular component (GO): trans-Golgi network
Molecular function (GO): guanyl-nucleotide exchange factor activity
Source: RefSeq, a predicted model, not a curated record
AUCUUUUGACCUUUAAUAAUUAAAGCUCGUAAGUAAUUUUUUUUUGCCCAGAAAUUUAAUCAACAAAUUGAGACUGAAAAUUGUUAACCUCCGGAUCACUUCACAUGAAACGAGGUGAAGGUUAGAGGGCAAUACGGGCGUUUCUAGAUCUACAGGCCACCUUCUUCAUCAAUCCCUUUAUAGACUUAGCUCUCAUGGCAUAACAAUCGCACUCGGAUCCUCCUCUGCUUCAGCCCCGCAUCGAACUGAUCUCGCAGAUUAGGCAAUGCACCAUUGCAUUCCAAUAGGAGUGUCAAUCAGAAAGCAAUACUUGAAGGACGCAGUUGAAUAAAGUCUUCCAAUGGCUGGAGCUGCAGGUGCCUUUGUGACUCGAUCUUUUGAAUACAUGCUGAAAGAAUCUGCAGGAAAGAAGUAUGGAAAUCUUCAGAAGGCUCUGAAAUCAUACCUAGAUAUCUCAAAGGAAAUAAGUAACCAGCCAUCUUCUCAACCUGCAACAAAUCAAGCUUCUGAUGAUAAAUUGCAUCCACAAGAUGGUGGUGUUGAUGGGGAUGGGGAAAUUUCAGUACAAGAAGAAGGAGAUACUAGAACUUCUCAAAAAAAUUCCUCUGCUGUUGGUGGAGAAGAUCAUGCACCCCAAAAUUUGAGGGGAAGUGAAGCAAUUACAGCAAGGCUGUCUACUGCUGGUCAUACUAUAGAAGGAUCAGAUUCAGAACUUGUUCUUCAGCCACUUCGACUUGCGUUUGAGACAAAGAAUCCCAAACUUGCGGAACCUGCUCUUGAUUGUCUGCAUAAGCUGAUAUCAUACGAGCAUUUGGAAGGUGACUGUGGUCUUGAAGGUGGUAAGAAUGGUGCAAUAUUUACCGACAUCAUAAAUUUGGUUUGUGGUUGUGUGGACAAUACUGCACCUGACAGCACUGUUCUUCAAGUACUGAAGGUUCUCUUAACUGCUGUGGCUUCAACAAAGUUCAGAGUUCAUGGAGACUGUCUGUUGAGUGUGAUUCGCACAUGCUAUAAUAUUGCCCUUAACAGCAAGAGUGCAAUAAAUCAGGCUACAGCAAAGGCUAUGUUGACUCAAAUGAUCAGCAUUGUCUUUAGGCACAUGGAAUCUGAAGAACAGCUUUCAAGUGGUGUUUCUCUUCCUACAGCAGACACAUUGCAUCCUUCUCUUGCUACCUCGACUGCUCUCCCUAUACAGGAAACUAAUUCCAAGUCAGAACUGUCAAAACAGGAAAGUCAUGAAAUUGUGACUGAUGAUUCUGUUGAUCAGGAUGGAAAGGAUGCAGCAGCUAUAACACUAGGCGAUGCUCUCUCCCUAGACAGAUUGAAUGAUGCAGCUCUUGUAUCUGUAGAGGAAUUGCAGCAUCUUGCUGGAGGUGCAGAUAUCAAGGGCCUGGAGGCUGCUCUUGAUAAGGCUGUGCAUUCAGAAGAGAGUAAUAGAGCAUCAGGAGGUAUCGAUUUGGAAAGCAUGAGUAUAGGACAACGAGAUGCUUUACUGGUUUUCCGUACACUCUGUAAGAUGUCUAUGAAGGAAGAGACUGAUGAGUUUGUUACAAAAACAAAGCUUCUUUCACUUGAGCUGCUUCAGGGGUUACUAGAGGGUGUGAACCAUUCAUUUACUUUAAAUUUUCAUUUUAUUGAUUCAGUCAAAACCCACCUGUCAUAUGCAUUGCUGAGGGCAUGUGUGUCUUCCCAUCAAGCAAUUUUUCAGUUUGCUUCAGGCAUUUUCUCUGUUUUGUUACUGCGGUUCAGAGAAAGUUUGAAGGCGGAAAUAGGUGUAUUUUUCCCAUUGAUCAUUUUGCGGUCCCUAGAUAGCUCAGAUAGCCCACUUCACCAAAGGACAUGCGUUCUAAGGAUGCUUGAUAAAGUCUGUAAGGAGUCACAGAUGCUGGCAGAUAUAUUUGUUAACUAUGAUUGUGAUUUAGGGGCAAUCAACCUGUUUGAGCGUAUGGUAAACGCUCUUUCAAGGAUUGCACAGGGUACAUUGAAUGCAGAUCCCAGAUCCAUAACUCUUGCACAGGACUCGUCAAUAAAAUCUUCAUCACUACAGUGUUUGGUGAAUGUGCUAAAAUCACUAGUUGAAUGGGCAAAUGCUCAUCAAGUGCCAAAGGAGCAUGCAAUAGAUGGCUCACUUUCUGAAAAGGAGACAAGUUCAGGGUCAAGUGGUCCAAAUGAUGAGUUUAGGAGCCGAGAGGAUAUACCUAGUCAGUUUGAAAAGGCCAAGGCUCACAAAUCAACAAUGGAGACUGCCAUUGCAGAGUUCAAUCGGAAUGCUGAAAAAGGUGUUCACUAUCUAGUAUCUAAUAUGCUGGUUGAGAACACACCUUCCUCUAUUGCGCAUUUUCUACGGACAACACCUGGCCUGGAUAAGGGAAUGGUUGGUGAUUAUUUGGGCCAGCAUGAGGAAUUCCCACUUGCUGUUAUGCAUGCAUAUGUAGAUUCAAUGAACUUUGGUAGCAUGAAAUUUGAUAGGGCAAUACGUGAGUUUCUUAAAGGGUUUCGCUUGCCUGGAGAAGCUCAAAAAAUUGAUCGCAUUAUGGAAAAAUUUGCUGAGCGGUAUUGUCGUGAUAAUCCAGGACUCUUCAAGAAUGCUGAUACAGCUUAUGUGCUUGCAUAUGCGGUUAUAAUGCUAAAUACAGAUGCACAUAAUCCAAUGGUUAGGUCAAAAAUGUCAAAAGCAGAUUUUGUCAGGAUGAACUCAACGACUGAUGCAGAGGAAUGUGCUCCCAAGGAGCUUUUGGAAGAGAUUUAUGAUUCUAUACUGAAAGAGGAGAUAAAGUUGAAGAAUGAUAAUGUUGAUUCAGGUAAAAGUACUAGGCAAAAGACAGACACUGAAGAGAGAGGCCGAAUUGUUAACAUACUGAAUUUGGCCAUGCCAAGAAGAAAGGGAACAGAUGACACAAAAAAAGAAAGUGAGGAAAUUGUUAAGCGCACACAAGCAUUUUUUAAGGAGGGUGGAACAAAGAGGGGUGUAUUUUACACUGCUCAUCAAAUGGAACUUGUGAAACCUAUGCUUGAGGCUGUAGGAUGGCCCUUACUUGCAGCAUUUUCUGUCACAAUGGAGGAUAGUGAUAACAAACCUAGAGUCCUGCUUUGUAUGGAGGGCUUUAGACUUGGUAUCCAUCUUACAAGGGUUCUUGGAAUGGAUACAAUGCGAUAUGCCUUCUUGACAUCCUUAGUAAGAUUUACAUUUCUGCAUGCACCAAAGGAGAUGAGGAGCAAAAAUGUGGAGGCUUUACGGAUGCUGUUGACCUUGUGUGACACUGAGACAUAUGCCUUGCAGGACACUUGGAAUGCUGUUUUAGAAUGUGUAUCUAGGCUGGAGUAUAUCACAUCCACACCUUCUAUGGCUGCAACAGUUAUGCAUGGUUCAAAUCAGAUAUCCAGGGAUGCUUUGCUUCAGUCAUUGAGAGAUCUCACUGGCAAACCAACCGAACAGGUGUUUGUGAAUAGUGUAAAGUUACCAAGCGAUUCAAUUGUAGAAUUCUUCACAGCCUUAUGUGGUGUCUCUGCAGAGGAAUUAAAACAAACACCUGCACGAGUUUUUAGUCUGCAGAAACUUGUUGAAAUAAGCUACUACAACAUGGCUCGGAUACGCAUGGUUUGGGCAAGAAUAUGGUCUGUACUCUCAUAUCACUUUAUCUCGGCGGGAAGUCACCAUGAUGAGAAGAUUUCCAUGUAUGCAAUCGACUCACUAAGGCAGCUUGGAAUAAAAUAUUUGGAAAGGGAAGAACUUGCUAAGUUUACCUUCCAGAAUGAUAUCUUGAAACCUUUUGUUAUUCUCAUGCGCAACAACAGAAGUGCAACAAUUCGUACACUCAUUGUAGAUUGUAUUGUUCAGAUGAUCAAAUCCAAGGUUGGAAGCAUUAAAUCUGGCUGGAGGAGUGUCUUUAUGAUAUUUACAGCAGCUGCUGAUGAUGAAUCAGAAUCGAUUGCAGAAAGUGCCUUUGAGAAUGUGGAGCAAGUGGUCCUUGAACACUUUGAUCAGGUUGUUGGGGAUUGCUUCAUGGACUGUGUAAACUGCCUUAUUGCAUUUGCUAAUAAUAAAAACUGCCCACGCAUCAGUUUGAAGGCCAUUGCUCUGCUUCGUAUAUGUGAAGAUCGGCUUGCAGAGGGCCUUAUUCCAGGUGGGGCUAUGAAGCCUGUUGAAGUUAUAGGGGUUGAUGGUGACUUCGACGUAACAGAACAUUACUGGUUUCCAAUGCUAGCGGGUUUGUCAGAUUUAACUUCUGAUCCUCGGACUGAAGUAAGAAACUGUGCACUUGAGGUGCUAUUUGACUUGCUAAAGGAGAGAGGUCACAAGUUUUCGUCAUCAUUUUGGGAGAAUGUGUUUCAUCGUGUGUUGUUCCCCAUAUUUGAUCAAGUAAGGCAUGCAGGAAAGGAUGGCAAUAUGUCUGCUUCAGGGGAUCAUUGGCUUCGUGACACAUGCAUUCAUUCCCUUCAAUUGCUUUGUGAUCUCUUCAGUAACUUUUAUAAGGAAGUUUCAUUUCUUCUACCUUCUCUACUGGGACUGUUGUUAGAUUGUGCUAAAAAACCAGACCAAGCAGUGGCUUCUAUCUCGUGUGGUGCUUUGGUACAUUUAAUAGAGGUUGGAGGUCACCAGUUCAAUGAUAAGGACUGGAACACGUUACUCUCAAGUAUUCGCGAUGCAUCUUAUACAACACAGCCCCUUGAACUACUGAACACACAAGGCUUUGAGUACAUGAAGAAAAAUAUGAGUAUUCGUGAUGCAUCUUAUACAACACAAGCCCUAGAACUACCAAAUACACAUGGUUUUGAGUACACAAGGCAAAAUUCCAGUGUAGCAGGUAAUGGAAUUACAAGAGAAGAUAGAACAAAUGCCAAUGGUGUAGGAUUGGAUGAAGAGACUCACAACAGUCGUGAGAAUGGAAAUUCACUUUUCAGUACACCUCAAAGCAUACAUAAUGGUGAUAUUCAGAAGCAUCAAGUUGGGGAAGUUUGGGAACGAGAUGAACAAGUCAGAUCAAACUUUGGGGAUUCUGAAGGCAUACCAUCGUCCUCAACAGAUGUGAGUCAAGCAAGGGGAAAUGUGUACAGGAACCAAACCCUUGGGCAAAAGAUUAUGGGAAACAUGAUGGAUACACUGCUGCUUAAGAAUCUUACUUUUAAAUCAAAAGGACGUGCAGGAGAUGUUUUAGUUCCAGCAUCUCCCACUCAGGUAUCUGACAAUGGAGAUUCAAUACCUGCUGAGAUUGAAGAAAGUGCUUUAUUGAAAUCUAUCAGAGGGAAAUGCAUUACACAACUAUUGUUACUAGGUGCUCUCGAUUGUAUCCAGAAAAAUCAUUGGAACAGAUUAUGGCCCUCUCACAAGACAUUAAUAAUGGACAUAUUGUUGUCAAUUAUGGAUUUUGCUGCUUCUUACAAUUCAUAUGCAAAUCUUCGGAUACGUAUGCAUCAGAUUCCAGCUGACAGACUUCCUGUUAAUAUCCUGCGUCAGGAAAUUGAAGGAACUCGCAUUUAUUUGGAAGUAUUACUUAAGGCUACUACACAGCUCAAUGCAGAUGAUGAAGAAGAAUUAUCAAAUACUAUAUCAAAUGAAGAUGAAGCAUCUGCAGUCAAAGUUUCCAAUUAUGAAAUGAAAGCAGAGGAGCUGAAACUACAAGAAAUUGCUGAACAAAAACUAGUCUCUUUUUGUGGGCAGGUUUUGACAGAGACAUCCAGUCUCCAACCUGGUGCUGGAGAGGCUGUCGAUGCUGAUGUUCAUCGUGUUCUUGUUCUACGUGCCCCAAUCAUUGUUAAAGUGCUGAGUGGGAUGUGCGUUAUGAACAAGAGAAUUUUUAAGAAGCACCUUGGGGAGUUUUUCCCUCCUGUUACAAAACUUGUAUGCAGUGACCAGAUGGAUGUGCGCCGGGCAUUGGGUGACCUCUUUAAGGCACAGCUAACAGUCCUUUUGCCUUGACCAUUUUCACAAUAUUGUAUCGUGCUUGUCAAUUUCCAUUAUUCUUUCCUUAUUUGGCGGUGGAAGUAUAUAAAUUCAUUGGAAAGCUUUUCCAGAUUACCAAUUUGUAUGAUAAUGGUCCGUUGAGGUUGUUUUCUUAUACGAGGAUGUUGACAGUUGCAUGUAUGGAGAUAUCUUCAUGAACCAGCGACAUGCAUUUGGAUGUAGCAAAUGCAGUUUUGAAAUAUUUGAAUAUCUUUGUUGAUCUAUUAUUUA